Molecule: messenger RNA, 3582 nt
Organism: Oncorhynchus nerka (sockeye salmon)
Lineage: Eukaryota; Metazoa; Chordata; Actinopteri; Salmoniformes; Salmonidae
Exons: 14
Coding region: 193-1188 (331 amino acids)
Biological process (GO): adenylate cyclase-activating G protein-coupled receptor signaling pathway; cell surface receptor signaling pathway
Cellular component (GO): plasma membrane
Molecular function (GO): G protein-coupled receptor activity
Source: RefSeq, a predicted model, not a curated record
AAAAAAUGGAUAGUAACAAUAUAAUUCCAUUAAAUAACGACAGUAGACGCUGUAUUUUCUUUAAUACAGAUUCUGACGACUAUCGAUGUUUCUGCACUGCUCCAUAAAGCGCAAGAAGUAUGAAUACCCUGACUUCUGUAGAGGCCACAUUACCGUAAACGCUGCACGGCCAAUGCAGACGACAGAUUGACCAUGCAACGCCUUUUACCCGCGAGUGAAGUGGUGAUUCUCACAGUGAAGCGAGCCACAGGCACCUUCUCACUGAUAGGAUGCUUUUUCAUGCUGUUUGUAAUCUGGCUUCUCCGCCGGUAUCACUCCUUGGCCCAGAAGAUGAUUUGCAGUCUGACAGUUGCGGCCUUCUUUGACAGUGUAGCAUAUGUCAUCGGUGAUACCCAUCCAGAGGGGAGUCUGUGUAACUUCCAGGCCUGGUGGCUCACUUAUUUUGACUGGAGUGCCUUGGCCUGGGUGUGCCUGAUCACAGUGAACCUCUACCUUAACCUGGUCAAAGAGAUGAGCACCAGCCGCUACGAGCUACUGUACCACCUGAUGGCCUGGGGGGUGCCCCUGGUGAUGGCCUCCCUGCCCCUGUUCAGUGGAUACUACGGCCCAGCAGGAGCCUGGUGCUGGAUCACAGGCAACCACGUAGCUUGGAGAUUUGGGAUAUGGUACGUCCCACUCUUCACCCUCAUCUUCCUCAUGAUCUGCUGCUACGCCAGAAUAAUCUACGUAGCCAAUGAGAGGAUGCAGUCGUGGUUUGGCACCUUCAACCCAGAGAGGGAGAGGAGAAAGGUGUCUUUGGCUGAGGAGAUAAAGCCGUUGAAGUGGUAUCCAUCCGUUUAUCUCCUGGUGUCUCUGUUCCCCCUCAUCAACAGGCUCCAUAAUGCGUUCUACCCCCAGGAUCCAGUGUUCUCUCUUACUUUGCUCCAUGUCCUUUCAGCCCCUCUCCAUGGCUUGGCCAACGCAUUCGUCUUUGGCCUGGACAGAGACACCUGGAGCCAGCUCAGUCCUACAGGCAUACAGUUGGCGCUGCAGUCUCGGCUGUGUGACAGGACGCGUAUCAGGGAGUACCAUCCUGGGGCGGUGCACUACACACAGGCUGAGCUGGGGGACUUCAGUGACGAGGAUGAUGAUGACACCAACGUCCUUUUCUACUCCCCUGACAUGACCCUGAAAGACAGAGGACCCUAAGAAACAGACAGACCGAGACAGACAGACAGACCGAGACAGACAGACAGACAGACAGAGACAGACAGAGACAGACAGAGACAGACAGACAGAGACAGACAGAGACAGACAGACAGACAGACAGACAGACAGACAGACAGACAGACAGAUUCAUUCUGAGGGGUGAUACAUAGGGAGGAAGAGAGAAAGGGAGCAAAGGAGGGAUAGUGAGGGGUUUCUGUGGUAGAUCUGUCAGGAUCCAUUAUUAAUCCACAUCCUUUACUAUUUAAUAACCUCCAACUACACACACACACACACACACACACACACUAUCCUGCCUUUCUGUCUGACUUACACAGCAUCGUAACAGAACCAGCGAAGCAGCUAUAGUGCUUUAAACAGCCUUCAAACCUAAUGCUACACACUAGCCUGGGUGCCAGUCUGACUCUGCUUCAGUCCUAGUCAACAACUGCAGAGCUGGCUAAGGAAACAACAGGCUGUCCUGGUACCCAGGCUAGCAUAUCACUAGUCCCAAGGGGCUUCCUCUCCUCACCUCCUUUCCUUCAUCUGCACUGAUCUGAAAAGACGGCAUAGGUGAAAGCAAAAUGUGUGUUGAAUGUUCAAAGGAGAGGAAAACAGUUAAGACUAUUGACAUGUACCCAGGUACUGCAUAGUCACUUGGCUGACAGAAUUAAUUCUCUCCAUGUUAUUUUUACAUUCACAUGUUUUUGUCAUUUAGCAGACUCUCUUAUCCAGAGCGAUUUACAGGAGAAAUUAGAGUUGAGUGCCUUGCUCAAGGACACAUCGACAGAUUUUUCACCAAGUCGGCUCGUGGAUUUGCACCAGCGACCUUUCGGUUACUGGCCCAACACUCUUAACCUCUAGACUACCUGCUGCUUAUGCUAUUAGCUUGUGUUUAUUAUGUUAUUUGUGGCUUCUUUUUCAUACUGUAUGACUACUGUUAGCAAAUCCCUCCCAAGAACAUGUUGCGAUCACGAUAAUGCCCAGCAUUAUAUGUGACUUACUGAGCUCUGAGGGUUAUAAUACAACGCAAGUUAAACAAGUUAGCUAGCUAACUUACCUGAAUAUUCUGAUAUAACUUUUUGUUUUUUAGAAAGAUAAGCUUGAAAUGGCCAUGGUCUAAUUGACUCGACAACCAAAACGCAAAACUAAGUUUAGCUUUCUUAAUUAACCAGAAAAUCAGUAGUCAAUUUCUGGUUGUUUAUCAGUUAGCAGGCUAACUCAUUGAUCAUGCUUUGUAGUAUAACCCUCUGGUGCUAAUGCUACAGUAGCUGACCAUACAGCUUCUCUAACUCAACAUGCAUAAAAGGCCUCCAUUCAAAACAGACAGAUAAAUGGAGGGAGACAAAAUGCAAAGAAGGGGAGGGGGUGAUGGAAUUGUGAAACCAAGAUGGGGAGAGGGAGUGAAGAGAUAACUUAGAACAAUUCAUGUCCCAACGAUAGCUGGGGAUUUAAACGAACAAAAUCCAGUAUUUGAACCGCUUAACUUCUAUCAUAUCUGUUGUUGUCUUUACAUAUGGCGUUACUAAUGUUGCUACUCUUGUAAAAUGUCCAUUGUUUUUCGUACUUUUAUGCAUCUGUAUGUUGUUAUUCCAUGAAAUGCUGUGGUCUGCCCACAGGUUUGAGUUUGUUUGAUAAACUGUUAUACUGUAUUUAUAAGAGACAAUGUACUGUAUAUAUAUAUUAGUGCAUACGCUAUAUUUUUGUAUGGAUGCUUUUGACUGGAAUGUGAAAAGGUUUUGGUGACCCCUAAAUGGUCUCCAUGUCCUCCUGUUUAGGCCUCAAUGGGGGUGGAAGCAGUACAAUUGAACACACACACACUUUCUUAAAAUGUGUCUCACACACUUACACUCUUUCUUUGAUGCCUGUCUCACACACACACACUCACACACACACUCACACUCACACACACUUUGACACACAGCCACCUGUCUCUUUGAUGUAGCGGCUGCCACAAGGACAGUAGGAGCCUCUGACGGCCUGUCAUUUACCUUCGACACUAUGUCAUUGGCUGACAUCUAGAGAACCGCAAUGUGAUUAGCAGGCUAUUAGAGGUGCUGUGUGGUUGACGGGCUGAUGAAAAGAGAGAUGUGAUUUUGCUGAACAUCCUGACAAGGAUGUCGCUCCUUUCCCAAAUCAACCCCCGUAGCCCCAGUGCACUUAUGGAGAACUGGAUAGCUAUUAGUGAAACAGACAUCUACACAAGUGCAUAGGAGAUAUGGGGCAAGGGGUCCAUUUGGGGAUGCGCAUAUAGACCUAACACAGAAUCCUAUCUACACAUAAUUAUACAGUCCCCUCUCAAACCACGUACAAUCGCUGCACCAAUCCUAGUUUAGGCAAACUUCUAUUGUUCUGCUGCACUCAAUCUAAUAAACAAGCAGGAUACACAUUUCACAA